GUAUUUCAAUCUACACACUUUGUACUCACUUUUUAACAGAGCGACUUUGCCGGUAACAAGAGGCCAUGCUGGUGUCGGUGUUGAGCUGGCUGUGUUCCGCAUUGCUAGCGGCCGUCUGUGGCGGAGCACUGCCCGAGGCGGAGGUCACGAUAGAAGUCCUGCACAAACCCUUCCUCUGUCGUCGCAAAUCCAAGUAUGGAGACAUUCUACUGGUACACCAUCAAGGCUACUUUGAGAAUGGAACCAUGUUUCAUGACAGCCGUGCUGAGGGUGACAAACAGGCGGUGUGGUUCACGUUGGGCAUCAGGGAGGCCAUCAAAGGCUGGGAUAAAGGUCUGCAGAACAUGUGUGCUGGAGAGAAGCGGAAACUCAUUAUACCUCCUGCCCUGGCUUAUGGCAAAGAAGGGAAAGGUAAAAUCCCUCCCGAAAGCACUUUGACCUUCAUCAUCGAGGUACUGGAGAUCAGAAACGGGCCAAGGUCGCAUGAGUCCUUUCAGGAGAUGGACCUCAAUGACGACUGGAAGCUUUCCAAGGAUGAGGUAAAAGAAUACCUGAGGAAGGAGUUUGAGCGUCAUGGCUACCCUCCCAAUGACACAGCACACGAGAACAUGGUGGCGGACAUUUUCGCCAAAGAAGACGAGAACAAAGACGGCUUCAUAUCCUCCAGAGAGUUUACUUACAAACACGAUGAACUGUAAAGAUGUGCUCAUUCAUGUUCACUGUGCACCGCUGUGGUGCAUUCAAGGACUCUCUCAGGUCAUCUGUGUGGUGAGUGACACUUGAGGUAUGUGAAGAUGGAUGGAGUUACAGUUUGGUGAUGUAGUCUUACGUGGAAAGAGUUUUCAGAAGAACAUUAUAAAUUGCUCUGAUUGGUCCUCGUGAACGUCACAUUGUGGUUCUCCCCUGGGGACCUGGUCCAUUAUGACAUAUUCAAAUCAAUACCUGUUGUUGAAAGUCAUAUUUCAAUUUCUGUCAGGCAAAGUUGUUGUUUAGGUCACAUGUGUAUUAUCUUUUUGAAUCAAUGUGAUCAUUAAAGUGACCAGAAAAGCAUUACAAUCCCACAGUUGGCCAACAGAGGGCGCUGUUGCCACAGGAACUUGUAGUUAGGAGUACAUUAGGAGCAAAGAAAUUGUACAAUUUUUCCAAAGUGCACUUAUGUACUCCUCCACAAUGAAAAUAUUUGUAGUUUCUAUUCAUCUUCACAUCAGAUGCGUGUAUGACAAUC
This is a messenger RNA of Doryrhamphus excisus (bluestripe pipefish), 1225 nucleotides long. Its product is annotated as peptidyl-prolyl cis-trans isomerase FKBP14-like. The record is from RefSeq and is a predicted model, not a curated record. Gene Ontology annotation, molecular function: calcium ion binding; peptidyl-prolyl cis-trans isomerase activity. NCBI's taxonomy places the organism in Eukaryota, Metazoa, Chordata, Actinopteri, Syngnathiformes, Syngnathidae.